UGAAGAUAAGAAGAAUGGCGCGCAAGCAGAAAGGUGCUGCGAUCAAGCGCAAGGCCGUGGCGGAAGUGGAGGUGGCUCCCGUGGAAGAGGUAGUUGAAGCCACGGCUGAAGAGGCACAUACAGAAAGCGACGAAGAAGGCCCUGCAGGCAGUGGCGCCGAGAAUGACGUUGUAGGAGAAGGCGACGACGACCUUGGCGAGGAUGACCACAAUGAGGAUGCUCCCGGAAGCGACGAUGGAGAAAACGGCGAAGACAACGAUGAUAAUGUGCCUGACCUCCGUGAGUCCAAGAAAGACAAGAAGAAUCAGGAUGGCGAGAAGAAAGGCGUGCUGUACAUGAGCCGCGUUCCGCCCUUCAUGAAACCCGACCAAGUUCGUCGCCUGCUCAGCGAAUACGGUGCGAUCGGGCGCAUCUACUUGGUUGAAGAAGACAAGACGGCGCGGAAACGGCGGCUCAAGAGCGGCGGGAACCGCCAAGUUAACUUUACCGAAGGCUGGAUCGAAUUCAAGUUCAAAAAGGACGCCAAGCGUGUGGCCAAGGCACUCAACACUACCCCCAUCGGCGGCAAGAAGCGCAGCAAGUACCACGAUGACAUGUGGAACCUCAAGUACCUCAAGGGGUUCCAGUGGACCCACUUGACCGAGAAAGUCGCGUACGAGAACCGCGUGCGGGACCAAAAGCUGCGGUUGGAAGUUGCGCAAGCCGCCAAGGAGAACGCGGCGUUCUUGGAUCGCGUAGACCAAGCCAAGAAGCUCGAGAAGAUGGUCGAGCGCAAGCACGCGUUGCAUCCAGAGACCGCCAGUGUCCCCGAGCACAUUCGCCGAACCUUCCGACAGAACGAAACCGUCGACAAAGCCGCGCACGGGUCGCUCGACGGCACGAAUGACGUCCUCGGCAAAGUGUUCAAGAAGCGAAAAACGCAAUAACAGCUAUAACUGUUAUAACUCAUCCCAAAUGCAAUUACAUAUCCCAG
Aphanomyces astaci is the source of this 973-nucleotide messenger RNA. RefSeq lists its product as hypothetical. The transcript has a single exon. The coding region runs from base 15 to 926 and encodes 303 amino acids. Lineage: Eukaryota; Oomycota; Saprolegniomycetes; Saprolegniales; Verrucalvaceae. Gene Ontology annotation, molecular function: RNA binding. Gene Ontology annotation, biological process: endonucleolytic cleavage to generate mature 5'-end of SSU-rRNA from (SSU-rRNA, 5.8S rRNA, LSU-rRNA); endonucleolytic cleavage in 5'-ETS of tricistronic rRNA transcript (SSU-rRNA, 5.8S rRNA, LSU-rRNA); endonucleolytic cleavage in ITS1 to separate SSU-rRNA from 5.8S rRNA and LSU-rRNA from tricistronic rRNA transcript (SSU-rRNA, 5.8S rRNA, LSU-rRNA). The record is from RefSeq and is a predicted model, not a curated record. Gene Ontology annotation, cellular component: nucleolus.